ACAUAGCGGAUGCCAUAAACUCGGACAAACAAACGAUGCAUGCUAGCUGUAGUUAGAGCUUCGUGGAUAGUAAAGGUAUAUGGUGAAGAAUCCGAAUUACGAGACGACAACCUCUUAGUCUCCAAAAUGUAAAAAAGCUAAUCAAACGAAAAAUCAAGGUGGAAAAUUGGGAGGCCAAACUUACAUCCAAUACCUCACAUUAUUCAGGUGAACACUGACACUAUGGCAUCAUCCUCAUUCGGUCAGCGUCGCAGCUUACUCACUGCACAGGGAAUAGCACCUCAAAAUAAUCUUUCUUCAAUAAGUGACCCACCAACAGUCGAAGGAAAGCGCAUUGUCGCGGCAAAGAUUGCGGGCUCUGUGGGAACUGGGGCCGCACCGACCAAAGUGAUUAACGCGUUUAUGCAAGUGAAAGACUACACAGGCCUCGACCGGUACCUAUGUAAACACCAAAUACCGACAGAUAUCCUGAACUCUGCUCUUCAAAAGGCAUGCAUGACUUCGGACCAGGAAGCAGUGGAGAUAAUUUGUAUGCACGGUGCAAAUGCUAAUUUUGUUGAUCAGUUUGGAACCACACUGCUACACUUCGCAAUGCGAGGUGGGGGGGAUGAAGGAGUUAUCAAGGCAUUAAUCUCUCAUGGGUUGGAAUAUACGGACUGGAGAUCCGAAGGAAUGCCGCUGCUUCAUUGGGCAUGCAGUAAUGGGAUGACGCGAUUAGUGGAGUUUAUGGUGGAACAAGCAAAUGAAAGCCUUCAGGAGCCGGAUGCCAGUGGUCGGCUACCCAUCCAUGUUGCUGCUGUAUCUGGUCAACCGGAAGUGCUGUCUUACCUUAUCCGGGCCCUUUCUAAAAGAUUGCGCAGUGUUAGCGUGCCCACUGAGUUUCGCAAACCUCUUGAGGAUAUCCUAUCUGAGACUGAACAUAGUGGUAGCCACACUCAAUGCCAACACAAAUUCAGAGAAAGGCGAAUGUCAUCCAAGUCGUGUGACGAAAUCCAGGCGAGCGAAAAUCUCGAUAUAGAAACUGUGCAAACUGCACAAACCGUGGCUGCGUCAAAUUAUUUGGAUGUGCACCAGUGGACGCCACUACAUCAUGCAAGCUGUGAAGAAGCGACAAACUGUUACCAAGACUGUCUGAAGAUUCUUCUGGACAACGGUGCUGAUCCUAUGUUACCCACUUUACAGGGCAAGACAGCGUUAGACUUGGCCUAUGCAGCUGGACGAUCGCAGGUAUUAGUGGAUGUGCUACCAAAGCGCCAGCUCAUUGCACUUCUUGUUCGUGUCGAUGAUAUAGUUCCUCUGCAUGCACGACGAAGACAGCGAAGGACGAGACUUCCUCUACAGCAACUUUCGACGGAAAGUGUAUAUUUUCCUGAACCAGUUGCCGAAAAGUUAUGUGCACCAGUAGACAUAGAACUAAAUCUGAAGUCUUCAACUUUGUUGGAGGAUCGUACACGGAAGGGUUAUUCAUUUGUUCAGCAAUUUCCGGAAAAUAUGGAGUUUGGGAGGGACGAUCGUCACUGUAACCGAUCUUGGGUUACCGGCAAAAGCAAAACAGACGGCACUAACGUAAUUGGCAUUUGGCGAAAAAUACUUUUGAAUGACAACGUAGAGUUGCUGGAGGCGCUGCGUGACUCCAUGGUAUGGAGAGAGCAGAAAAUUAGUACUUCUGUGACGGAGCCAGAUUUUAACGUCAUCAUGAAUAUUGGUUUGGUGCGAAGUGAUGUGGGAUUGACAGAUUUUGAUAGCGCACAAAAAUUGAGUUUGGAACAGAUGUCUGAACUGUUUGCUGAUUGUUAUGAAAACGGAACAGGCGUGUUCUCUUACGUGCAAGCGAACUAUCAACAUCUCUUAAGGGUGAACGAUUUUCUCAGUGUAUUACGAGCUAUGACUGGAUUGUUGACAUUCAACUCUCUAGCUACAAAUAAGGUGGUGAUUCUGCGUCCGCUGUACAGAUCGCUCUUGUUCCUGGCUGUUAUAUGUGGGCGCUUUAGAGUAGCUGAGCAGUUACUUAGAAUGCGCCAGUUUGACGUUUUACCAGCUGCCGUCCUAGUGGCAUUGAUCCUUCGACGUUUGAGGAAGGAACCAAGCUUUCCACAACAAGUCAUAAGCGAACUGGAACGCUUCACCGAUCGCGUUGAACGUAUAGCGGUGGAUGUUCUCAAUUUGGUUUCGUUGAAGGAUAACACCCCAGAGAAGAUGAUAUGUCGAGAAAUGUUGAGCGUGCGACUAACCUCCUUCGGUGACCUGUCACUUAUCGACCUCUUCGCCAAGGCCAAGUGCAACGAACUCCUGAGUUUGCCGUGUUGUCAACGCCUUCUUGACGAAAGGUGGCUAGGCGUUUUGAUUCACUUGCCGACGUGUCUUCGAUGGUCAUCCAGAAUAAUACCGUUGACAGGACUCACAUAUUUGGAGUACAAAUCAUGGAAACAACGAACUAAGACCUGCUCCACAUCCGAUGGCAGAAUCGCGCGCCGCAGUACUGGCGGACAUUCGGCACCAUACAGUAUAGACUCAGUCCCAAACUCGGCGGCCAGCGUGAUAUCGACAGUUUAUCCGCGGGUACCAAACAGAUACUACACUUCCGCUAAACUUAUGGGUUGUAAGCUGAACAGCAACAAAGCGCCACAGGUACAGGAUGAAAGGUUUCGAACAGCCGUUUACGAUAAAAUUGUUGGCAGAGUGGGUUGGCAAAAUUCCCCAAGGUUGUACUUUGUCGUCGGUGUUUACCGAUCGCCGUCAACCAAGUUUUGCUUACAUUCCAUAUUUCAUUUAUUGUUUUUGUUCUGGUUCUCCAUCGUCUGUGUGUACAGCUUGCACUCCUACUUCACGACUCCGGAAAUUAUGGCAUUAUCUUAUGUUGCUGGCUAUGCAGUGGAAGAGAUUAGGCAGAUAAUCUUCGAGGGUUUACGUGAUGGGCUGCAAGAAUAUGCGAAAGACGGUUGGAACUGGAUUGAUCUAAUGGCGAUCGGUCUGACGUGCAUCGGCUUUUGUAUUCGCAUAGGAUGUGACAAAAAGUUUUCGUCUAAAUAUCAGGAAGCACAUGAUCCGUUGCUCUAUUCAACUAGAAAUUUAUAUAUGCUCGGUUUGAACCUGUUCUACAUGCGUACACUGUAUAUCACAUCGAUAUCACAAACCAUUGGUCCCAGAUUGAAAAUGAUGGCCGAUAUGCUACGGAAGGAUUUGGUUCCACUGUUAAUUGUGUUCGCAAUAUUCAUAUGCUCUUACGGAGUGUGGUUUCAGGGCUUGAUACAUCCGAAUAGUUUCUAUGAGACAUAUUAUCAACGGAGGUUGAUCCAAUCCGGUUCGGUUGAUUUACGAGAAGGACAGCGAAUGGGACUUUCUAAAUCUUUCAAAGAGUUAUUCAAAAGAGCGUUCUAUAGUAUAUUUGAAGUAAGUAUUGUGCUCGAAGAGGAAUCUUGCGAUGGGAAUGAAUAUUGUGGAAGUGAAGAAGGCAUGAAUAUUGUAAUCUAUUUUGUGCUUGUUCUCUACACUGGUAUCGUGAAUAUUAUUUUGAUCAAUUUGUUGAUUGCCUUGUUCAGUAACACCGUCUCACGUAUUGAUCAAAAAGCCACUGCACUUUGGCUGGCAGAAAGAUAUAAAAUGGUAAAGGAAUACAGUGAAAGAACGAUACUACCACCACCAUUCAAUAUUCUGUGCGUCAUCUACGAGGUAUGCAUGUUCACAGAAUAUAUGUGUCGAAGAUUCAUCCGACGGGGAUAUCGAUCAAAGCCAAGAGUUUACCCAUCAUCACAAGACAACGAUGAUCCGGUAAAAACACAAACGAGCUCGGAAGCUUCCGAAGAAGAUGACACAAAAAUAACUUCGUGCGAAACGAAGUCGGUGCGUGCUCGAUUGCGCAAUGCGCGGUUCCUACAGGAAGUGACAGGUAAGCGCAGCGUGGUGUACCACGCGAACAAAUGGGAACUUGAUGCUGUGCUCAAAUUUAUUUUAUUACAGAGCUUCGCAUUACAAAAUCGGCGUCAAACACUUGGUGGUGGAAAAGUCACAGCGUCCACGUCACCAACUGAUGAUUCAGAUCAGAUAAAUAAUCAUGAUCUAAACGUCAUGUGUACCCAAAUGAAUAACCGGAUGUUACAAAUGGAGCAGAAAUUGGACACAUUGCUUGUUAUGAUGAACGCAGUAAGUAAGAACAAGUCAGUCCGUCCAAACAUAAUGCACUCGAGACGUUCGCCAACGCAAAUAAGAAUGCCAAACGUUGUACUAAAUCGCGCGCCAUCUAGUCUGACACCUACACCCGUACACAUACCCAGUUCGAAGGAACUAUUCGCCGCCCUGGCCGAAGAGAAUGAUCUGUGCUCAGAGGUUAAUUUUGAAGUGAAAGGUCAUGAACAAGGGUGACGAUGUCCACAGAAACAUGAAGAUCAGCGAACAAAACAUACUGCGAACAUUCACAGCGAAAGGAAUAAUAAACAACCACCAUGCUCAUCGAUCCAUAUUGUUCUAACGAUUACACCAGCAUUGAUCUGGAAACGGCGGUCAGUCAAGUUCGUUGUAUUAGUUAUUUUUGGCUUAUGGAAAAAUAUUGUGUAGUUACUGACUCGGAUUAUCAAAAUAAAGCAAAUGAUUUUU
Molecule: messenger RNA, 4590 nt
Organism: Dicrocoelium dendriticum
Lineage: Eukaryota; Metazoa; Platyhelminthes; Trematoda; Plagiorchiida; Dicrocoeliidae
Source: the annotation of a GenBank genome assembly